CCCUUCGCUGCCGCCCCGGGGGCCGGAGCAUGAGCCUCGCGCCCGGGCGCCUGCAGUGAGGCCAGCCGGGCCCCGCGUUCUCUGCGCCAUGAAUCUGCACCAGGUGCUGACGGGCGCCGUGAACCCCGGGGACAACUGCUUCUCCGUGGGGAGCCUCCACGACCAGCCGCUCACGGCUUAUGCAUCAGGAUGUGAUAUUGUUAUAUUGGGGACUGAUUUUGAAAGAUUACAAAUAAUCCCUGGAGCAAAACAUGGGAAUAUUCAAGUUGGAUGUGUGGACUGCUCAAUGCAGCAGGGGAAGAUUGCAGCUUCUUAUGGAAACAUGAUUUGUAUUUUUGAACCAGUUACUGUCCUGAAACAGAAGAGCAAUCAUCCUGCUGGGGUGUAUUACCAGUGGCAGAAGUGUGGUCAAAUUUUACUGGACUCUAUAGCACAUAAUAUAACAUGGGAUCCCACAGGCACUCGUCUCUUGACUGGUUCCAGCUGUCUGCGGCUUUGGUCCAAUGUUAAUUUGGAAAAGCAAUCUGAAGAUGGCAAUCCUGAAAGAACAGAUGUUAGCUUUGGGGACUGGAGGUGUAUGUGGCAAUGCAAAACUGCUUCCCAAGUUUAUCUAAUGAAAUUUUCACCGGAUGGGGAAUUCUUUGCUACUGCAGGAAAGGACGACUGUCUUGUAAAAGUGUGGUAUAAUACCGAUAGUUGGCGAUCAGCAGUAACACCUCAAAGUUCAAGUCCACAAAAACAAGCACAAGAUGUUGAUUUUUCAUUUGUUUACUUGGCCCAUCCUCGAUCUGUAAAUGGAUUUUCAUGGAGGAAGACAAGCAAAUACAUGCCACGUGGUGCUGUAUGCAAUGUACUGCUGACUUGCUGCAAGGAUAAUGUAUGCCGUCUCUGGGCAGAGACUUUGUUACCCAAUGAUAGUUUAUCAUGCGCUGGUGGAUACAACCAUUGGACUGAACCAGUGAACUUAACCAAUAACUUCAAAAGAAAUGCUUCUAGUAAGGAACGAAUGCAAAAUGCUUUAGAGUUAAAUCUAAGGCCCUUUCGACGAGGAAGGAGAAGGUCACUUGCCCUUAUAGCACAUACUGGAUAUUCCCCCCAUCAGCAAGAUCCUCAUGAAGUUCACAGGAACACUCCUUUGCAUGCAAAUGCACUCUGUCACUUUCAUAUUGCUGCCAGCAUCAACCCAGCCACAGACAUUCCUCUACUCCCUUCUAUCACGUCUCUGAGUCUCAGUGAGAAUGAAGAGAAAAGUGGGCCAUUUGUAGUGCACUGGCUGAACAAUAAAGAACUGCAUUUUACCCUCUCCAUGGAAGUAUUUUUGCAGCAUCUUAAAAAGAGCUUUGAGCAGCAUUCUUCAGAGACCAGCACUGAAGAGUCAAAUCAGUUGGAUGGCAAAUCAGAUGAAGAAGCUGAUGAUAGUGGAGAAGAGCAAAAAGGAAAUCAAGAGAAGAAAGAACUGGGUAGUGAGAAAACUGUUCCAAAUUCUGGCUUUGUUCCUUUAUCUUCUGCUAUUAUUGAUCAUGAGAUUGAAAUACUAUUGUCUGAGUGGAGCAAAAAUGCGGACAUGCUUUUCAGUAUUCAUUCCAUGGAUGGUUCGUUGUUGGUAUGGCAUGUGGACUGGCUAGAUGAAUAUCAGCCUGGUAUGUUUCGCCAGGUGCAGGUGUCUUUCGUUUCAAGAAUUCCAGUAGCAUUUCCAACAGGUGAUGCAAAUUCUCUUUGCAGAAGUAUAGUGAUGUAUGCCUGCACCAAGAAUGUUGACCUCGCUAUUCAACAAGGCAAACAGAAGCCCCUUGGCCUUACACGUUCCUCAUCUAUGCUUAUCUCUUCUGCCCACAAUAAAUCAACUAACAGUUUAAAAUUAAGUAUCUUCACUCCCAACGUUAUGAUGAUUUCAAAACAUGCAGAUGGGUCUUUAAACCAGUGGCUAGUUAGUUUUGCAGAGGAAUCUGCUUUUUCUACUGUGCUCAGUAUUUCACAUAAAUCUCGAUAUUGUGGUCAUCGUUUUCAUCUUAAUGACUUGGCUUGUCAUUCAGUGUUACCUUUGCUGCUGACAACUUCUCAUCAUAAUGCUUUAAGAUCACCAGAUGUUGACAGCACAAAACAGACAAAUGAUACUUCAAAUUCUGGAGAGUCGCCUUUAAGAUCUCAGAAUAGAGGCACUACAAGUGUAACGUCCCAGGAUCCCAAUGCAGUUUAUAGUGAGCUUAUUCUUUGGCGAGUUGAUCCAGUUGGUCCAUUAUCCUUUUCUGGAGGAGUUUCUGAACUUGCACGAAUUAAUUCUCUCCAUGUUUCAGCUUUUUCUAAUGUGGCAUGGCUGCCUACACUUAUACCCAGUUACUGUCUCGGUGCAUACUGCAAUUCUCCAAGUGCUUGCUUUGUGGCAAGUGAUGGACAGUAUCUGAGAUUAUAUCAGGCUAUAAUAGAUGCUAAAAAGCUUUUGUGUGAGCUAUCCAAUCCUGAAAUUUCUAAAUAUGUUGGUGAAGUUUUUAACAUCAUAAGUCAACAGUCUACUGCAAGGCCAGGGUGCAUUGUAGAGUUGGAUGCUAUUACAGAGCUUCAUGGCAGAAAAACACAGUUACUUCAUGUUUUUCAAGAAGACUUCAUUUUGAAUAACGAUGAUGAGAAAAUACCUGAAAAGAACAACUGUUUAGCAGACUCUGGAAACCUGCAAAAUGGAUUCUCUGAAAAAUUUUACUUAAUAGUAAUUGAAUAUACUCAAAACCGCUCAUUAUUACACAUGUGGAACUUACACUUGAAGUCUGUUCCAGUUUCAGUGGAUGAAAAAAUAGACUCAAAUAUAGCUGAAGCAGUGUCACAUCAUGAAGAGCUAUAUUCUUCCUCUCCGGAUCCAGAGAAGAUCCAAUCUCCCUUCACGCAGAAAUAUCAGGCCUGUAGAGCAAACCUUCAAAGUACCAGUCGUCUGACUCUCUCUUCGGAAAUGGUUUAUAGUCAAGAGUUGAAUUUACCAGAAGGAGUGGAAAUAAUAAGUGUUAAACCAUCAGCAGGACACCUGAGUUCCUCCUCCGUAUAUCCAGUUUGUCAUGCCCCUUAUCUACUGGCAACUUCUUGCUCAGAUGGAAAAGUUAGGUUCUGGAGAUGCAGAGUGACUCCUGAGGCAGUGGUUUCUUCUACGCCAGAAUAUACUAUAAAUAGUAAUGUUACGUAUAUAUGGGAAGAAUGGCCACUACUUGUUGAGGAUGGACUUCUUAGUAGUAGUACUGUGAAUGUUCCAGGCAGGCCAGUAGAAGUUAGUUGUGCACAUACAAAUAGAUUAGCUGUAGCAUACAAGCAGAUGACAUCUAAAAAUAGUCGAUGUUCUCAAGAUUUCAUGAUGCAUGUUAGUAUUUUUGAAUGUGAAUCUACAGGAGGAUCAUGUUGGAUUCUGGAACAGACUCUUCAUUUAGAUGAAAUAAGCAUAAUGUUGGACUCUGCCAUUAGUAUUGACAGUAAUUUAAUGGCAUACAAUAAACAAGAAGUUUAUUUAUCUAAUAAUGAGAGGAUUUUGCCCAGCACAAAGCACUUGGUUCACUUAGACUGGAUGUCUAAGGAAGAUGGAUCACAUAUCCUAACAGUAGGAAUUGGAUCAAAGCUUUAUAUGUUUGGCCAACUGGUUGGGAACAUGCAUGACCAAAGUAGUAAGGAGAUGUCUGCAUUGCCACUGUGGGAAAAUGCAAAAGUUACAUCCCUUUGUAGGUUUGUACUGCUACGGUGCGUGGACUUAGUUUCUUCAGUAGAAGGAUCACCUCCUUUGCCAGUUUCUUUAUCUUGGGUACGUGAUGGCAUCCUUGUAGUUGGGAUGGAUUGUGAAAUGCAUGUUUAUUCUCAGUGGCAAUCCCCUUCAAAACAAGAGUCAGUUACGAGUGAUUCUUACAGUGGAAGCACACCAUCUAUCACUAGCUUAAUGAAACAAAGCCAGUCGGCUGGUUCUGGCCUGCACCCACCAAAGCGAACCUUAACCAGAUCCAUGACAAGUCUUGCACAGAAACUUAGUGGAAAGAGAACUGCAUUUGAUCUGUCUGUGGAAAUGGAAGAUUCUGGUCUUUUUGAAGCAGCUCAUGCAUUAUGUCCAACUUUACCUCAGUACCACCCUUUCCAGCUUCUUGAGCUUAUGGACCUUGGUAAAGUACGUAGAGCAAAAGCCAUCCUGUCUCAUUUGGUGAAAUGUAUUGCUGGGGAAGUUGUUGCUAUAAAUGAAUCUGAACCUAAUCAUGAUCGGCGACUUAGAUCUCUCACAAUUAGUGCUAGUGGAAGCACUGCAAGAGACCCCAAGACAUUCAACAAAACUGAGAAUACAGACUAUACAGAAAUAGACUCUGUUCCACCACUUCCUUUGUAUGCAUUGCUUGCUGCAGAUGAUGACUGCUCACAUUUUUGUUUAGAGAAAUCCAACAAUCAAAAUAACUUAAAUAAACAAAAUGGUUUACCUGAUGAAAAUUAUGAAGAUCUUUUUCAAAACUCCAGCCUAAAUACAGAUGAUCUUACCGUGUUUGAAGCAGAUGAAGAUAAUACAAAGCCAAAGGUCAUUGAUCUUUCUCAGUACAGCCCAACUUACUUUGGACCAGAGCAUGCCCAAGUUCUGUCUCGUCACUUGAUGCAUUCUAGCUUACCAGGUCUCACCAGGAUGGAGCAAAUGUCAUUGAUGGCCUUGGCAGAUACAAUUGCUACUACCAGUACUGAUAUUGGAGAAAGCAGAGACAGAAACCAGGGUGGAGAAACGCUUGAUGAAUGUGGCUUAAAAUUCCUUCUGGCUGUUCAGCUGCACACAUUUCUGACAACCUCACUUCCUCCUGUCCAUCGAGCCCAGCUACUUCACCAAGGCUUGUCUACUCGUCACUUUGCCUGGGCAUUUCAUUCAGUAGCAGAAGAAGAACUACUGAACAUGCUUCCUGUUGUGCAGAAAGGGGAUCCGACCUGGUCAGAACUCAGAGCUAUGGGUGUAGGAUGGUGGGUUCGGAAUAUCCAUAGUUUGCGCAGAUGCAUAGAAAAGGUAGCCAAAGCAGCUUUUCAACGAAACAACGAUCCACUUGAUGCAGCUAUUUUUUACCUUGCAAUGAAAAAGAAGGCUGUGAUUUGGGGAUUAUACAGGUCCCAAAAAGAAACUAAGAUGACACAGUUUUUUGGGAACAAUUUUACUGAAGAUAGAUGGCGUAAAGCAGCAUUAAAGAAUGCUUUUUCUUUAUUAGGCAAACAGCGCUUUGAACAUUCUGCAGCAUUUUUCUUGUUGGCUGGUCACUUGAAGGAUGCAGUUGAGGUCUGCCUUGAAAAAUUGGGUGACAUUCAGCUGGCUCUUGUAAUAUCAAGGCUUUAUGAGUCAGAAUUUGAAGUAUCUAGUAUGUAUAAAUCCAUACUGCAGAAGAGAAUUUUGGGAAGUGCCUUUCCUGGUAAGGAGAGCUCAUCAAACAUGCAUUGUGACCCUUUUCUACGAAGUAUGGCUUUUUGGAUUUUGGAAGAUUAUAGCAGGGCUCUUGAUACUCUAAUUAAACAACCUGCUGGAAAUGAAGAAGGUAAGAGUCUAAAUAUUUGUGACCCUUCAGUGUUCAACUUUUAUAAUUAUCUAAGGACGCAUCCUCUCCUGCUGAGACGUCAUUUUGGCUCUUCUGAAACGUCUUCAACACGCAUUUGCCUAACUGUAGAAAAUGGACUGGCAGACAAAAUAAAUUUAAGUGAAAGAAGAUUGUUUUUCACUACAGCACAUGCACAUUUAAAAGCUGGCUGUCCCAUGUUGGCUCUAGAAGUGUUAUCAAAAAUGCCAAAAGUGGUCAAGAAGUCAAAGCCUUUUUGUACAAAUUCUAGUUUAAUGGACAUGAGUAAAGAUUUUUCACCUUCUUCACCAAUAAGGUUAGAGACCAAGGAAGAUAAAGCUUCCAUUGUUGAUUGGGCACAACCAGUACUAAAUGGUUUGGGAUUGUCUUCAGAUUGUUCAUCAGACAAACAGUCAAGCUCUGCUCUUUCUUUUGAUUGGAGUCAACCAAGUCUAGUAUUCCAAGAUGAACCGUUGGAGCUAAAGUGGGAAAGUGACAAAGAUGAAGAAAGUGAAGAUUCUUCUCUUGUAAUGAAAGAGCUGAAACCUUUGCAGAAGAUGACGAGUGAAAAGCUAGAUGAAACUAGUUCUAACUACUCCGAGUCUUUCAGUGCAGUUGAUGAAAAUUAUCUUUUAAGUCCAUCAGAAGAUGUGAUCUCAGCACAGUUGAAGUUUAGAGCAUGCUUGAAGAUUCUCACAGUAGAGCUUCGUACACUAUCCACUGGUUAUGAGGUAGAUGGUGGGAAGCUGCGGUACCAGCUUUACCACUGGCUUGAAAGAGAAGUUGUAGCUCUUCAAAAAACCUGUGACUACAGUGCUGAAAUAGAGGAGGUUCAACCUGGGAUUAGCGUGACUGUUGAUGAAAUUGCAUUAAGUGAAAACACUGAAGAAUUAUCUGACCAAUCAAAAGCCAUGCUGCAGAGAGAGAAUUUUCAGAAAAGGCGACAAUGGCUUCUAAAAUACCAGUCACUCCUGAGGAUGUUUCUUAGUUACUGUAUACUUCAUGGAUCUCAUGGUGGGGGGUUGGCAUCCGUGAGGAUGGAACUGAUUUUGCUUUUACAAGAAUCUCAGCAGGAACAGUCAAUACAAACACUUCCUAGUCCUCUGCCAGAACAGAACUCUAUACCUCUCCUAUUUGCCUGCACAGCCAGUGCCAAAACAGUGGUGGCCAGUCCAUUACUGCAUCUCAGCAACCUGACUCAUGAUAUAUUACAUGCAGUAAUAAACCUUGAUUCACCGCCUCACCCAGAUAUCCAGAACAAUAAGAUACAUGUAAUGCAUACCUUAGCAGCAUCACUCUCUGCCUGCAUCUACCAGUGCCUUUGUGGUGGCCACAGCUACAGUUCAUUACAAGCAAACCAGUUCACUGGAACAGUAUAUCAGACACUGCUGCUUACCCAGCGACAUACUCUAAGAACAACAAGCUUAGAUGAAACUGUAACUCCCAAUACAUCUCCAGCUCAAUGGCCAGGAAUAACAGCUCUGAUACGUCUUUUGAAUUCUGCUGGCGAGGAAGCCCAGCCAGGACUCACAGUUUUACUUUGUGAAAUUCUAACAGCAGUCUAUCUUAGUCUCUUCAUUCAUGGUCUAGCAACUCAUUCCAGCAGUGAAUUGUAUAGAAUUAUGGCCCAUCCUUUUAAUGACAAAAUGUGGUCUGCUGUCUUUGGUGGAGGAGCUCAUAUUCCUAGCAGAGGACAGAUGCAACAGACAACAAUUUUAAUUUCUUCUUCUGUAGACAAUGGUAAGAAGCAACAAAAAAGUUUUACGCUUUCAUCAAAAAUCUCUCCGAAAGAAAUUUCACAGUCUCCAUCAUCUUUGGUAGAGCAAGAAUCUCCAUCUUACAGGGAAAAGUUUAUCCCUCCUGAACUUAGUAUCUGGGACUAUUUCAUAGCAAAGCCUUUUCUUCCAACCUCACAAAGUAGAGUGGAAUACGAUUCAGAGGAGAGUCAGGGAAGCGAUGAUGAGGAUGACGAUUUUACAUCAGAUUUACACCUUCAGGAGCACUCUAAUUCAAAUUCAUACAGUUGGUCACUGAUGCGAUUGGCUAUGGUUCAGUUGGUGCUUCAUAGGUUGAAGAAUUUCUACCCCUUGGCUGGGCAUGAUCUGUCAGAGCUUCCAGUUAGCUCCCCACUGUGCCAUGCCAUUCUGAAGACAUUUCAGCGCUGGGAGCAAGUUCUUCUGCGGCGACUUGAGAUACAUGGUGGCCCACCUCAGAAUUUAAUUUCUGCUCAUACUUCUGAGGAUGCAUUAUCGGCAGGUCCUGCGCUCCUUCGCCACAAAGCUUUGCUUGAACCUACAAACACUCCUUUCAAAUCUAACAGUCAUGUUGCACUGUCUGUGAAGAGGCUUUGGCAGUACUUGGUUAAACAAGAGGAAGUCCAGGAAACCUUCAUCAGAAAUAUAUUUACAAAGAAAAGAUGCCUAAAUGAGUCAUUAGAGGACCACAGUGAAACCAUCAAAAAUACUAUGAUGGAGGAGCCCAUCUUCAAUAAGAUAGAAGCAGAUCUGGGAUAUCCAGGAGGUAAAGCAAGAAUUAUUCAUAAAGAAUCUGACAUCAUUACUGCUUUUGCAGUCAAUAAAGCAAACAGGAACUGCAUUGCAAUAGCUUCCAGCCAUGACAUUCAAGAACUAGAUGUUUCUGGGAUUCUAGCUACACAAAUCUACACCUGGGUUGAUGAUGACACAGAAGUGGAGGCUAAAGGGUCUGAUGACUUCUUGGUUAUACAUGCUCGUGAUGACCUGGCAAAUGUUCAGGGUACUACACCUUAUACACACAGCAAUCCUGGCACCCCUAUCAACAUGCCUUGGCUUGGUAGUACACAGACUGGGAGAGGUGCAUCUGUGCUGAUCAAGAAGGCUAUUAAUAAUGUCAGAAGAAUGGCUUCCCAUCCAACUCUACCUUAUUACUUGACGGGUGCUCAAGAUGGUAGUGUGAGAAUGUUUGAAUGGGGCCAUUCACAACAAAUUACAUGUUUCCGCUCUGGUGGCAACUCAAGGAUAACACGAAUGAGAUUCAAUCACCAAGGAAAUAAGUUCGGGAUUGUUGAUGCUGAUGGAUAUAUAUGUUUAUAUCAAACAAACUGGAAGUGUUGCCCACUUACUGGAAGCACACCCAAACCAUAUCUGACGUGGCAGUGUCAUAACAAAACAGCCAAUGAUUUUGUUUUCAUCAGUUCCUCCUCUUUGAUAGCCACAGCUGGACAGGCUACUGAUAACAGAAAUAUAUGUUUGUGGGAUACCUUAGUUGCACCUGCAAAUAGUUUAGUGCAUGCUUUUAUCUGUCAUGAUACUGGGGCAACUGUGCUAGCAUAUGCUCCAAAACAUCAGCUUUUAAUAUCAGGAGGCAGAAAAGGCUUUACUUGUAUACUUGAUCUUCGCCAAAAGCAACAACGACAGCUAUUCCAGAGUCAUGAUUCUCCCGUUAAAGCAAUUGCUGUGGAUCCUGCAGAAGAAUACUUUGUUACAGGAUCGGCAGAAGGCAAUAUAAAGGUAUGGAGUUUAUCUACCUUUAAUCUUCUUCACACUUUCAUCAAUGAGCAUGCUCGACAGUCAAUCUUCAGAAACAUUGGGACAGGGGUCAUGCAGAUUGAGACAGGACCAGCAAAUCACAUAUUCUCCUGUGGAGCUGAUGGAACAGUAAAAAUGAGAAUCUUGCCUGAUCAAUUUAGCCCAGUAAAUGAAGUAUUGAAAAAUGAAGUGAAAUUUAUGCUCUGA
Molecule: messenger RNA, 9235 nt
Organism: Emys orbicularis (European pond turtle)
Lineage: Eukaryota; Metazoa; Chordata; Testudines; Emydidae
Gene: DMXL1
Product: Dmx like 1
Exons: 44
Coding region: 89-9235 (3048 amino acids)
Biological process (GO): vacuolar acidification
Cellular component (GO): RAVE complex
Molecular function (GO): protein binding
Source: RefSeq, a predicted model, not a curated record